AUGGAACAAAUGGAGGAAAUGGUUGCUACGAUCGCUGAAUUACAUUUAGGGAACACCUGCUGUCAUUGUGUAUUGACUCUGAAGUGCAGAGAAUUUUAUGAAAAGUAUGCGGAAAAUGACAAUAUAUGGGAAUUGGGAAAUAAUCAAGGCGAAUUCAUAAAGCGAAAUCGCCAGCACCGCACUGAGGCUGCAGUCCAAUUCACAAAUGUGAAAUGCAUAACAGCUGAUCCGAGUUAUAUAACUACCGAACAUUGCUUCAUAAAAUCGGUGAAUCGCACUUAUAAAUAUUUUUCGAUGCGUUUGAAGUUGCACACAACGGAGCUAUUAACGAAUACAACGGUAAAUUUUUCAUUAUUGAAAAAGGCUAACGGUUAUAAGCCUUUUCUUUAUAACAUAACUUUUGAUGGUUGCAAAUAUCUUCGAAGUCGUACAAAUCCUAUAAUUAUCUACUUGCACAGCUUAUUUGAGUUAUAUUCGAAUAUAAAUCAUACGUGCCCCUAUGGACCUAACGACUUCGUAGUGGAAAAGCUUCCUAUUUCUCAUAUUCAACGUUAUGUUUCGGAUAUCCUUCCAUUACCUCAAGGGCAGUACAUGUUCCAUUCUACAUGGGCAUCUUUUAAUAUGAAACGUAUGUUUGUUAAAUUCUACUGGGACUCCAUUUAGGCGCUUGGUGUUAAGCAUUUAAUGCAGACUACUUGUGUGUGUAUAUAUGUAUUUGUAUUCGCCGUCAC
Molecule: messenger RNA, 731 nt
Organism: Ceratitis capitata (Mediterranean fruit fly)
Lineage: Eukaryota; Metazoa; Arthropoda; Insecta; Diptera; Tephritidae
Exons: 5
Coding region: 1-663 (220 amino acids)
Source: RefSeq, a predicted model, not a curated record